This is a messenger RNA of Oreochromis aureus, 3644 nucleotides long. RefSeq names its product motile sperm domain containing 2 (gene mospd2). The record is from RefSeq and is a predicted model, not a curated record. Bases 108 to 1682 code for a protein of 524 amino acids. Lineage: Eukaryota; Metazoa; Chordata; Actinopteri; Cichliformes; Cichlidae. The transcript has 15 exons.
CGACAGGGCGUCAGUUUCACAGUUAGUUCGCACUGAUUCAUACAAACAACAGUCAGCUAACUCGCUUUCAGUACACGGAACUGCCAAAGACCAGUAGACAGCUGAACAUGGCUGAAGUUGAGCCACACGAAGGAGAGCAGGACCUUGAAAAGAAAAUCGAGGAGACGAGGCAGAGAUUCAACAAUGAGUUGCUCCAAGAUUCAACAGAGAAGUAUGACCCCAGGGACGUGGAAAGGCUUCAAACAGAUGACAGUCUGGUGGAGGGCUACCUGACAUGGAGGCUCUAUAAUGUUGAUGAUGCCUUGAAAAUGAUUGAUGAAAGUCUUCAUUGGAGAAAAGAGUAUGGCGUAAAUGACAUUAAUGAGAGCACUAUUCCCAGAUGGAUGUUCGAGACUGGGGCUGUCUACCUCCAUGGCUACGACAAAGAGGGCAACAAACUCUUCUGGUUUAAGGUAAAGCUGCAUGUCAAGGAUGCAAAGACAGUCAUAGACAAGAAAAAGUAUAUUGCCUUUUGGCUGGAGAGGUAUGCAAAGAAGGAACCUGGGAUGCCUCUCACUGUUGUGUUUGACAUGACGGACUCUGGGCUCAGCAAUGUAGACAUGGAGUUUGUGAAGUACAUCAUUAAUUGCUUCAAAGUAUUUUAUCCAAAGUUUUUAUCCAAAAUGAUAAUAGUGGAUAUGCCUUGGAUUCUGAAUGCUGCGUGGAAGAUUGUGAAGUCGUGGUUGGGUCCAGAGGCAAUCAGCAAACUUAGGUUUGCAUCCAAAUCUGAGGUCCAGACAUACAUAGGCCCCGAGUACCUGCCACCUCACAUGGGUGGAACGGAUCCCUUCAAGUAUAGUUACCCACCUCUUCCUGACGAUGACUUCCAAACACCCAUUUGUGACAACGGGCCCAUUCUUAGUGAUGAUGAGAGGGAGAGCAAAGAAGGUGACUUGGAUGUUAAAGAUGCCCUUGAGUCCAGCUUCACCUCAGAUGUUGUAGUAAAGCCCAAAAAGGUAAAUUUUCUGGAACAAAGUUUGAGGUCAGAGGACAAUGAUAAAGGAGAUGCAAGCGCCAGGACCAAAGGUGCCAGGAAGCCACUGACCACCUUCAAAGGUUCUCUGUUAGAUGUUAGCCCUGCAGAGGAGCUCAGCUUUGGUUCUGGAGAGACUGAAAAGAAAAGCUUAAUUAUCCUGAACAAUGUGGUCAAAAAUCAGGUGGCCUUUAAGGUGCGGACCACGGCGCCCGACAAGUAUAGAGUGAAGCCGAGCAGCAGCUGCUGUGAGCCGGGAGCUUCAGUGGACAUAGUGGUGUCACUACAUGGAGGUUCUCAGGCCUCUCCACAGGACAGGUUUCUGAUUAUGGCUGCGGAGAUGGAAAAUGCUGGAUCACAAGAUCUUUCACAGUUCUGGAAAGAAGUACCGAAAACCAAAAUCAUGGAACACAGAUUGCGCUGUCAUGUUCUGGAGAGUGCUAAACCAGCAAUUAAAACUUUUAAGGACAACCCAAUGGAGACAAUGCCGAGUGAGCAGCAGGAGUUAAAUAUAGCGCUAAUGCGAGUCACAGCCUGCACCUCACGGCUGGAGCAGAAGCUGAACAACACCCUGUGGUUGCAGAAGGUUCUCAUUGUGUUGGUGGUAGUCCUUGUGAUGCUAAACCUGCUGUGUCUUCACCUGCUGGGAACAGCUCAGCGGCCAUCUUGAUGUGCAACAGUACCCUCUCAGCUGUUUCUGUAAAUUCCGGAUACACAGUUCCAGCGGGGCCGCGUUUGACCUUCCUGAUUGGCGGUCAUCUGAUGUUUUCCCGCCCUUCCCACAAGCUGCUAUCAUGGAGAGUCAGCAGGGCUGACUUUAGGACAUGUGAGUUGUUGUGGAGUAAAACUAAAUGAAGAGAGAUUCUCUUUUUCUGACACAGUCAGAUUCAAUGAUGUGACAUCAAUUCCUUGGUGUUUUUUUGUUUUGUUUUGUUUUUGUUUUUUAAUAUUGCUCAUGGAAAAAUAUAAUUUACUAAAAUUAAUUGCAACAGUCACAAUAUGUAGAAAAUAUUAGUUAUUUUUGCAAACAUAUUGUAUAAUUUUUUACAUGAUAUAAAUAUAAACAAAAUAAACACCUUUGGUCACCUUAUCUAAUUUCAUUUGGCAUCAAAAGGCUUUUGUCUUUGUGAUCAGUUUAGGCAAAAAUAAGAGGGAAAAAGUGAACUUGUGGAGUUGAAUAUGCCAGCAUUUGACCAAAUAUAGAUCUUUCAGCCACUUAGCAGCCUUGUUUUGCAUAAAUAUUCAAGCUCCUUAAUAAACCCUCAUUAGUACAGAGGUGCCUAAUUGAAAACAUCGCAACAUAUGACCUCACUAAACUUCUCCACACUCCGAGCAAGGAGCCACAAGAGAUCUCUGUCUACACUAUCUCCUCAAUUUGUUUUAAUUACCCCAACACUGAACUAAACUAAAAUUACCAAAGCAAUUACUGGCGAGUGCAAGGACACGGCACAACCCACUUGUAGCUUAGUGGGAAGCGCUGAUAUCUAUAACAAGAUCCAGCUCGGAGCAAUCAGGAUGUGAGCCGCGGCGCGAGGAGUGAUCGCGGUUUGGUUAUUAGAUGUGUGCACAUAAGGGCUGCUUGGCUUUAACAACUUGCAGUUUGUGCACAGUCAGUGGUAGCUGCUUACAUUUUAGGAGUGAUUAGAAUUCUUCAUGCAUUAAUGAGUAAACUAAUCCUGCUUUCAUUAUGAACACUGGGCAGCUUUCACAUGCCACAAAAUAUUUAUUUAUUUAUUUAGUUUCCCUGCACAUGGCAUCGUGUUUUGUCAUCUCUAGCUUUUAAUAUUUUAGAGGUAACUCUAAAUACGCUGUCUUUCUUUACGUGAAAGCUUCGUGUAUGCGCGUUCUAGAAGGUAUAGGAUAGCUUUAAGCAAAUGUGCAUUGGAUGUAAAACUUGCAUCCCUGCUAGGAAAUGCAUUCUGCACUAUUUGGGUAAAAAGUGCCAAUGCACUUAAGAAAAAUGGAUAGAGGUUAAUGGAGUGCGUGCCUCUAGAGGGGAAAAAAGUAAAAGCUUUGGUAUCACACAUAGCUUGGUUGAUUUUUGGAGUGCAUCUGAGUGCCAUGCAGCACAUGACUGAACUCGGGAAAUAUUUCAGAAGAACAGCAAAUAGUCCAAAAAAAGCCAGGAUGACUGGAGUGGGAAAUUAUUCAAGUGGUCAUAUGACGGUGAUUCCCAGACAGACUUGCCUCACCUGAUUUUCAAGAUAUCACUAAUUGCAAGCUUUGGAUAUUGUAUGUUUUGUUUUUUUUCCAGCAGCUGCAGAAGACAGAAACUCCUCCGUAGCAUUGAUUUCACAUUAAAGAUCAGUUAAAUCGAAACUGGGUGUGCAUGCGUGCGUGUGUGUGUGUUCCUGGCCCCGGGCGCUAAUGCAGUGUUUGAGGGGAUGACGAUUUAAUUCGGGCGCUGUAUUGGGACAGAGGGAUCAAUGGGGAGUUAAUGAGUGCUGCAUUCAACAAGAAGGCUGUGGGUGAAUUGAAUAAAAUCAUGUUGAUGUCCAGAGGUGAAGGAGCAGCACAUUCUGCUCCUUCAUCAUCUCUAAAUGACCUGUUGAAAUCAAUGCUUAUGAUACAGUGGCAUUACUCAUUUCCAAUAAAAAUGAUAGAUGCAUAAAAUGCAUCCAUAUCCCAGUCA